Tachysurus vachellii is the source of this 2761-nucleotide messenger RNA. RefSeq names its product interferon-induced GTP-binding protein Mx2-like. Gene Ontology annotation, cellular component: membrane; cytoplasm; nucleus. The record is from RefSeq and is a predicted model, not a curated record. Gene Ontology annotation, molecular function: GTPase activity; GTP binding; microtubule binding. Lineage: Eukaryota; Metazoa; Chordata; Actinopteri; Siluriformes; Bagridae. Gene Ontology annotation, biological process: defense response to virus. The coding region runs from base 29 to 1927 and encodes 632 amino acids. The transcript is spliced from 14 exons.
GUGACAUUGAGUUGCUCUUCCCUGCCAGAUGAUGGAGAGUGUAAAAUGUAGUUAUGAAGAUACUGCUUAUGAUGGUCAGAACAGUAAGACAAUGGAAGGUGUUUUCCACACCCCUUUAGAAGAGAGAGUUCGCCCUUAUAUUGAUCUGAUUGACUCUUUGAGGCUGAUUGGUAUUGAAAAAGAUUUGGCUUUGCCAACUAUUGCCGUAAUUGGAGAUCAGAGUUCUGGUAAAAGCUCUGUGUUGGAAGCACUAUCUGGGGUGGCAUUGCCCAGAGGGAGUGGUAUUGUGACAAGAUGUCCACUGGAGCUAAAGCUGAGGAAGAUAAAAUGUGGUGUUCAAUGGAAAGCUGUAAUAUCUUACAAAGAACAGUUCAUUGAGUUUGAUGACCCAUCAGAGGUUGAGGGUUACGUUAAGCAAGCCCAGAAUGAACUGGCUGGAGAUGGAGUUGGAAUUUGUGAUGAACUCAUCACUUUGGAGAUCAUGGCUCCUGAUGUAUGUGACCUCACACUGAUCGAUCUCCCUGGGAUUGCCCGAGUUCCUGUAAAAGGUCAACCUGAAGACAUUGGAUGUCAGAUAAAAAGUCUCAUUUGGAAAUAUGUAAAGAAGGAUCAAACUAUAAAUUUGGUCGUGGUCCCAUGUAACGUUGACAUAGCAACAACAGAAGCUCUGAAAAUGGCACAGGAAGUGGAUCCUGAAGGAAAAAGGACUCUGGCAAUUCUUACAAAGCCAGACCUUAUAGACAAGGGAACAGAAAAGAACAUCAUGGAUAUAAUCCGAAAUCAGGUCAUUCCCUUAAGCAAAGGCUAUGUCAUUGUUAAAUGUCGUAGCCAAAAGCAAAUUGAUGAUAAGAUCUCUCUGACUGAGGCCACUCGAGUAGAGAGGGAAUUCUUCAAACGUCAUGAAUACUUCAGUUGCCUGUUGAGUGAGGAGAAAGCAACUAUUCAGUGCCUUGCUUCCAAACUGACUCAGGACCUGGUUGAUCACAUCAAAAACGCAUUACCCCUUAUCUCAGAAGAGAUCAAGAAGCAGCUGUGGAGCUUUAGAAAAGAUCUGAGUAAGUGUGAAGUCGGCCCACCACUGGAUCCACAGAAGAGGAAGAUCUUCUUUAUUGAUACCUUGACAAAAUUUAAUGAUAAAAUUAAUCGCUUGUCAUGUGGGGAAGUGAUCAACAAAGAUAACUUGUUUGUGAUGCUUCGGUCUGAAUUCAAAAAGUGGAAAGACCAUCUUGACAGCACAAAGCCAUCAUUUCACAAAAUGGUCCAGGAUGUGGUGAGUGAAUAUGACCUGAAACACAGAGGACAAGAGUUGCCUGGAUUCAGUGACUACAAGGUGUUUGAAAUGGUGGUGCAGAAGCUUGUGAGCCAGCUAAAAGAACCGGCCAUUGACACACUCAGGGUCAUCAGAGACACCAUUCAGGACCAGUUUUUAGAUGUGUCCAAAACCUGCUUUCUCCACUACCCUUACCUCCAGUCUGUUGCAAUGAACAAAAUAGACAACAUUCAGUCAAAGCAGGAAGCCAAGGUGAAGAAGAGGAUCAUGGAGCAGUUUGAGAUGGAGCAACUGGUCUACACUCAAGAUGACAUCUACUUCAAAACCUUGAAUGAGAUUCACAGUACUGAUGGGCUGAAAGCUUCAGAAGAAAACUUUGCUGGAUUUGACAGCAGAAGCAAAUAUCCUGAAAUGUUGCAGGCUUAUUAUGAGAUUGUGGUGCAGCGCUUGGCUGAUCAGGUGCCCAUGUUGAUCAGAUACUUAAUGCUAAAGACGUCUGCUCAGCUGCUGUGCACAGAGAUGUUGGGUUUAAUGGAUGGUGCCAACGUGGCCGAUGCCUUGCGUGAAGAUUCGGAUAUCAGCAGAAACCGCAUUGAGCUGCAGAACCGUGUGGAACGUCUUACCAUUGCUCAAGGGAAACUCAGCAACUUUGUUUGAAGCUACAGGGCUGCUGUAGAUCAGGGUUUUACAUCUUUUUUGAAGUUUUAUAUAAAGUUUUCUAUAAAGAACUCAACAAAUUAGUUGAGUGCUCAUAAAUCUUUUAUGGCUUUUUCUUAUCAGUUUAAUUAUGUAUUUAUGUAUAAUUUAAAUUUAACUUAGACAACAUGUGCAACAUGGCAAUUUAAAAUUCUAAUAGAUAUUAAAUCAGUACAGAAGAACAAUCAGAAUACAAAUUAUACAAAAGACAUGAUUUAACUACAGUGUCAAUUUCAAAUCAAUUUCAAAUAAAUACUUGCUGUCUAAAUUUUUUUUAUUGUGAAUGCAUUAUACCUAGACAGCAUUAAAAUAUACUCAAUAUUCACAAUAUUCAGCAUUUAAUUCAACAGGUCAAAUGUAUGCAAUCUAGGGGUUUUUGGAUAGUAAUUGAUGUUGUAUUGAAUUCAUGUCAAGCUUAUAAGAAGUUCAGGAGUUUCUAAGAGUUUUGGAAUUAUGAUAUGCAUGAUAACUUACAAGAAAUACAAGAAAAUGUGGAAUACUGUCAUAUUUAGCCUAGGAUGAUGAUGUAAUGAAUCUAAUUACAAUUUUGUAUUUUAUGUUCUGUAAAGCUGCUUUGGGACAAUUUCCAUUGCUACAUGUGAUAUACAAAUAAAUUGAUUUAAAUUGAAUUGAAUUAAAAAGACCAGAUUAUAGCUAUAAAAAAAAUCUAAAAAUCUCAUCUCUCAUUUUCUACCGCUUAUCCGAACUACCUCGGGUCACGGGGAGCCUGUGCCUCAGGGGUCUCUAAAAAUCUUUAAAAAAAUUUUAAAAAUCCCAUAUUCACAAAAUUUAUGG